UCCAUCCAGUGAACGCCAUUGCCCUUUUGGAAAGCCGUCUUUAAGUAAAAAAAUUCCACAAAUAAACCAAUCUGUGUUUUAAUAGACAAUGUAAUUGUUUUGAUUUUUCUGUGCAAAUCACGUUUGAGAUGUUUGAUGUGAUAUGAGGCCUAAAAAAAGCCUCGAUGAGACUUAAAGUAGAUAAUGCACAAGAUAACAAAAGGCCUGAAAAAGAAGAAAAAGGGCAAAAAAUCUAAGCACAAAGAAGAAGAGCUUUUCAAGCCGGAAGAAUUAGAAGCAUAUCGUCGCGAACAUCAAGAAACCGGCGCAUCUUCAGGCCAAAACGAAGAGUGGAAGAAAUUCAUCCAACUCACAUCUGGCGUUGAUGAUAUUUUAAAAAAGACUCAAGGUGAUUUAGACCGCAUCAAAAGUACUUCGUUUUUUCAACGCGUACCACCACCAAGCCAAGUCAAAGAAAGUGAAGAAGAAGAAGAAGAAGAAAAAACCGAAGAAGCAGUUGUUGAAGAAAAUCAAGUUGCAGCUCCUGAAACCAGUCUUGGGAUCGUUCAAGUGUCAGAAUCUGAAUCGGAAGAAGAGGAAGAUGAUGAUAUUUUUGACACAGCCUACAUUGAUGAAGUAAAACUAGCUUAUAUUCCGGAAUCACCAAGUGAAGAAACCACUGGUGAUGACCCUUUUGACACUUCUAUAGCCGAAAGAGCGAUUCUAGGACCAACAGUCGUACGCAAAGGGAAGAAAUUAGUACCAAUUGGGGUCGCUGUUGAGGUUUUAACAGGACGAGUCCAAAUACCAACGUGUGCAACACCAAGACCGAGUUCAAAACGAAGACAAGUACUUAAAGAAAAGAAUUUACUUUUGGGGAGUUUUGACGAUAACGCCAACUCGAUUCAAAUUCAAGAGACUAGUGAAGUUCCUAAAACAUUACUUGAUGAAGAUCCCCCGAUUCCAUUAACUGAACCAAUCGACUUGGGGAAAAAUCUACACSAAAUUCCUGAUGAAGAUGAUGAAGAAUUUGCGAAACUAGCGGCUGAAAGUUUAGCGAAAAGUCCAGUUAGUGUCGUUGAGACUGUACCAAGUGACCAAGUGUUGGUACCGGAGGAGAAUUGGGCCGCUUUCAGUGAAGAAAAACCAGAAACCCCUCAAGAGGAGGACCCAUUCGACACCACUUUCGCUGCGAACAUUCUCCCCGGCAAAGCCGAGCUAAAAAUCAUAGAAAAUGAGAUUUUAAACUCAAGCAACGAUCUCGAUUUCGAUCCACGAGCCUCAAACGACGACAAACUCUCUCAAAUCAUCAACAAAGUCAGCAUUAAAAUCACCGAUCCUGCAGGUCAACGCGAAUCAAUCUCGUCACUUGACCGAGUCUCUGAAACUGACUUAAAUCUAAUCACUCCAACACAUCGCGAUCUACUUGGAGGAAGCAACACCGACUUGUCCAACCUCAACGAGCAACCUCUCCGACCCUUGGAACAAGUCGACGGCGACUACAUAGAGUAUUGCGACCCAUUUGAUACCUCAAUCGUCGAAAAUGCACAACUUGUAGGCCAAACCGAGUUGAAAUUCAUCGAAAAGGAACUUCUCGGUGAUAUAAAAAGCCAAGAAGAGGAGGAUUUUGAUCCGAGAAGAAGUGAACGGACUUUAUCACGACCUGAUGUACUAAAUAUCGGCGCGAAAACAGUCUCUUUUGAUCUACCAUCGCCCCAAAACGACCUACUUGAAGUUAGAGAGAAAAUCGCAAAGCCUUUAACACCAUUCUACGUGCGCAAAAACUCAGUUCCUGAAGAGUUUUUCCCAGAGGAUGACCCAUUUGACACUUCCUUUGUGAGUGAUAAACCGGGGAAAGCCGAAUUGAAGAUAAUCGAGAGUGAAUUGUUUCAAGAUUUUGAGACAAAAAUUGAUUUAUUGGCACUUGAGCAUCAAGUUCCUGUCAAAGUUCUAACACCAUUGGGGGAAAAACCGGAGAUUUCAUACAGUGAUCCUUUUGAUACGUCAAUUGCUUGUAAUAUUGUUCCGGGGAAAACCGAAUUAAAACUACUCGAGUCUGAGUUGAUUGAUCCGGGCAAAACUCCGGUUGAUUUACUUGAUAAUUUUCCGGAUCCUGCAAGUCACACUUGUCUAAAACCGGAAAGUUUCGAUUGUGACCCUUUUGAUACCAGUAUUGCUAAUAAUAUAGCACCCGGAAAAACAGAAUUGAAACUACUAGAAUCUGAAUUGAUUAAAAUGGAUGUUAAAGGAGUGAAUCCUUUUCUCCUUGAAGAUGAAUACACGUCACCACAUUCAACUGUUUCAAAUCCUUUCCUUAUGGGAGGGGAUGAGGAUUAUCCUCCCGGAAGUGAUAAUCCCUUUUUGGUUCAAGCUUCCGCCUCCUCCAACAACACCAAUCCUUUUGCUUUCGAUCCCAUGGAACUGGAACCACAACCCCCACCUCAAAAACCCACCGAUUUGGACUUGAAAUUUACAGCAGCCCCUUCAAGACCACCCCCACCACGACCCCCGAAAGAAACCCAGGAUUUGUUAAUGUCAGUCAUGGGGGCUAUGGACGCGACAAGUUCCCAUUUACUGGACCGGAUUCCUCCAACCCGGACUCCAAGUCCGGUGAAUAUGCGCGAUUUGCAUUCACCUAGUCCCACUCCGGAACCCACUUUCGGGGAUUUACUCGAUGUUGGUACCACUAUUGAACCAUUGAACCAAGACAAUGAUAUUAAUCAAAAUCCACCAAAUGAUAAUAAGCCGGUACGACCUAAACCGCCACGCCCAAAACCGCCCCCAGUUUUGGCACCAAAACCACCACCGAAAGAUGAAAUGGAGGAUAUGUUUGGGGUUGAAAAUGUGGUACCAAAAAUUGCAACCAAAGCCGAUAUUUUAAACUUGUAUAAUGCACCAAAACAGGAGAAAACCACCGAUUUGUUGUUUGAUUUGGUUGAACCGGAGGAACCCAAACCAGAACCACUCCAAGACAAUUUCAUUUCACCGGAACCAUCGUCGCAAAACGACCUACAAAUGGACACGAGUGAUAGUCAAAGUAAAGGUUCCGUGUCUAGUGUCACAUUUAAUCCAUUCGCGGCGCAGGAACCAAUCCUUGACAAUAACGUUUUUCUGCAAAAUGACGAGAACCAAUCGCCUGCUGAUAAACCUGCGACUCCUGCGACUGAUAUUUUCGCCAAUCAAGAGACUCAGGAGACCCAGGAGAAAACCGACGACGAAUUUGAUGCUUUUGCCCAAAAAUUUGAAUCGGUAAAAGAUGAAAAUAAGAACGGAUUGGAUGCGUGGGGCAACGAUUUUGGAACAAAUCAAGACAAUUCAACAGGAUUUGGCAUAGAGGAGUCGUUUGAUGCGUUUUUAGCCCUUCAGGAACCACCGACGGUACCACAAAGUACCCCAAAUCGGGUCAGCAAAGCCGCGUCGCAGGAGUCAGACGAGGACAAGGAUUUCUCAGUUUUCAUAAAGCCAAAAUCGAACGAGGAGUACAGCGGAGGGGCGUUACCAACCAUCGCCCCGCCUCCGGUACCAACCCAAGCCGCCUUCAACGACACAUCCCCACGUUUCAACCCCUUCGACCAGCAAACCGAACCCAAUCAAAUCACCACCCUAACCCAAGAAGAAGAACCAGCGGUACCAUUCGAAAUCAAACGUACUGAUUCGCAAGAAACCCUUCCCACUCCCCUCUUCGACGAAGACGUUUCGCAACCGUUGGAGCCGUUCCCCAGGACUAUCUACACCGACGCCGGUUGGGAAAUGCAAUUGCGCCAACCAAACAAGAAAAAAAUCACCGGUCAAAGAUUCUGGAAGAAAAUCUUCGUGAAGAUUGUCCAUCAAGCCGAUUGUGUUUUGUUGCAACUUUACAACCAGCAAUCGGAUAAAGACCCUUUUCAGGAGUUGCCCCUUCAGCCGUGCUACUCCGUGUCGGAAAUCGGGGCCCAACAAUACGACCAAUUCGGGAAAAUUUUCACUGUUAAAUUGCAGUAUAUUUUUUACAAAGAAAGACCAGGAGUUAGGCCAGGUCAAGUGAAGAAAGCUGAAAGAAUCACGAAUAAAUUGAGCCAAUUUGCGGCCUAUGCCAUUCAGGGGGAUUACCAAGGGGUGAAAGAGUUUGGAAGUGAUUUGAAAAAGUUGGGACUUCCGGUGGAACACGCACCACAAGUGUCACAAUUGAUGAAAUUGGGAUCUUUAAACUAUGAAGAUUUGAAACAGUUUUCGAGUAGUAUUGAAGAAGCACUCUUUAAAUUGCAAGCACAUAGAGAUAGAGCAUUGCAUUAUAAAAUGGAAGAGGUGCAAAUUACUCUAGUUGAUGAGUUAUACGUCGAGCAAGAUUCUGAAGGUCAUGUUGAAAAACAAAUAGCAAGAGUUCGGUUAUUCUUUCUUGGUUUUUUGACAGGAAUGCCCGAUAUUGAAUUAGGUGUCAAUGAUAUGAGACGACAAGGAAAAGAAGUUGUUGGACGACAUGACAUUAUUCCUGUAGUAACAGAAGAAUGGAUUCGAUUAGAAGAAGUCGAGUUUCAUUCAUGCGUACAACAGGACGAGUACCAAAAAACCCAUAUUAUCAAAUUUAAACCGCCCGACGCUUGCUAUAUCGAAUUGAUGCGAUUUCGUGUACGCCCCCCCAAAAAUCGCGAAUUGCCUUUACAACUCAAAGCAACAAUUUGUAUAACCGGAAACAGGGUUGAAUUAAGGGCUGAUGUUCUAGUACCUGGAUUCGCUUCACGAAAAUUGGGUCAAAUCCCUUGUGAAGAUGUCAUGAUUCGAUUUCCUAUUCCCGAAUGUUGGAUUUAUUUAUUCAGAGUUGAGAAACAUUUCAGAUACGGAUCUGUCAAAUCGGCACAUAGAAGAACUGGAAAAAUUAAAGGAAUUGAACGGAUUUUAGGAACUGUUGAUACUUUACAGGAAAGUUUGAUUGAAGUGACGUCAGGACAGGCGAAAUAUGAGCACCAACACAGAGCUAUAGUUUGGCGGUGUCCGAGAUUGCCAAAAGAGGGCCAAGGAGCUUACACCACCCAUAACAUGGUUUGUAAGCUCGCCUUGACCAGCUACGACCAAAUGCCCGACAAACUAGCCGAAUUUUGUUACGUCGAAUUCACAAUGCCCGCCACACAAGUCAGUCAUACGACAUGUCGAAGUGUCAGUUUACAAAAUUCAGACAGUGAUGAACCGCCUGAAAAAUACGUUCGUUAUCUCGCCAGACACGAAUACAGAGUUGGCAUUGAACACACUGAGGGUGAAUCCCCCAAUCCGUACGCCGCUGCAACAUUUGUCAAAACUGCACCGAAAGAAGAAGAAAAACCGGCAACUGUUCCAGAAGAAGAAUCAAGCUCGGACAGUGAUUAAUUUUUUCUUCCAAGUCUGCAUUAAUUGUUUGUGCCUAAAUUAGGAAUUAUACGUUGAGAAUGACUAUAAGUCGUCUUGUUGCUAUGACAACACAUCAUUAAAAACCAAUGACAGACAAUUAUUUUUCAUUGUUGCUAUGACAACACUUGUUAUAGUUAUUUCCAACGUAUGUGUUAGCGUUCGAGUCUAUUUAGCUAGGUACAAACAAAACAAGAGCUUCAACUGUUAUUAUAUUUUAAACCGAUGAAUAGAAAAAAAUAUUUAUUGCCGUAUUUAUUCACUUUGAGGGACAAUAUUAAAAAAUUAGGCUAGAAUUAUUGUAAAUUUUCGGUAUUCGUUAACUUUAAUUUAUGGUUAAAUAAACGUGUAAAUGUACUUAAAUGUCAUGUUUUGUGAUUUCAGUUGUAACAUAUCAUUAGUGUCAUGAUUUACGAAAUUUUUACAUGUGUUUAUACAAGCACAUACAGCUAGAUCCCACCAAAGACAAGUACAUAAAAAAAUUAAGUGUAAGUUGCGUGUGUAAUUAGAAAUUGUGUUAAAACUUGUUAUUGUUAAAUUAUUUAUGAAACACGUAGUGUUGACUAGUUUUAAGUUUUCUUUUUUAAAUGUUUUUUGCUCAUUUUUCAACGUUUUCAAUUGACUGAGAGAGAAAAAUCUCUACGUCAAAGAGUCGAAAAUCUAGUCACUAGUACUUAAGAAAUGUAACAUAAUUUAUUGUGGCCCAUACAAACAUAGUUUUAUCUACAGGGUGUUACGUCUAAAUCCACAUUAGAAGUAUUGGAUUAUUGAAUGAUCGUAUUUAUUUGAAAAUUGGUACAUAGCCAUAAACCAUUAAGUCCUCCUAAAUGAAAAUAUUUUCAAGAUGGCGGCACUUC
Molecule: messenger RNA, 6191 nt
Organism: Tribolium madens (black flour beetle)
Lineage: Eukaryota; Metazoa; Arthropoda; Insecta; Coleoptera; Tenebrionidae
Product: protein stoned-B-like
Biological process (GO): synaptic vesicle endocytosis; regulation of endocytosis; clathrin-dependent endocytosis
Cellular component (GO): synaptic vesicle; AP-2 adaptor complex
Molecular function (GO): clathrin-cargo adaptor activity
Source: RefSeq, a predicted model, not a curated record